AUGGGAUUCCCAAGUGAAAAAGUAGAGGGAGUAUUCAGAAAUCCAAUGAAAGAAGUCCAGAGAUUCUUGGAUCACUAUCAUAAGGAUCAUUAUAGAGUUUACAACUUGUGCUCGGAAAGAGACUACGAUCACAGCAAGUUCUACGGACGUGUUGGUUGCUAUCCAUUCGACGACCACAAUGCACCAGAGUUUGCAUUGAUCAACGAUUUCUGUAAGGAUGUCGACGAGUGGAUGAAGCAGGAUCCAAAGAAUAUCGCAGUCAUUCAUUGCAAAGCCGGUAAGGGUAGAACCGGUUUGAUGAUUUGUUGUUGGUUGCUCUACUGUGGAAUGUGGAAGAACACCGAGGAGUCAUUGAAAUUCUACGCUGCAUUGAGAACAUACAACCAAAAGGGUGUUACCAUCCCAAGUCAGAUUCGUUACGUUCAUUACUUUGGCAAGCACCUCGUUCAGAAGUUCGAGUUCCCACGUCCACAAGUCUUGAGAAAGAUCGUACUCAAACCACUGCCAUUCGAAGUCAAUCUCUCUGAGAUCAAUUUGAAUAUUUGUGUUGGAAAGAAUCCAGUCUUCAAUUCAAAGGAUGACUUUUUAAAUGUUACUAUCCAUAGAGUAGACAAGAAGAAAAAGAAGAAGAUGGCAGCAGCAAAGAAGGAUAAGGGAUCAUCUUCAUCUUCAUCGUCAACAGCACAACUAGAGGCAGGCAAGUCAUCACCAACUUUGUCAUCAUCACAGAGCAGAUCGAAUUCCACCGUUGGAAAGAGUGGCGGUUCCACUGUGAAGCUCGACCACACAGUGUCGCAGAGCACCAUUAGCAAUUUCGACUAUCAAACCUACAACCAAAAUCAAAUCCUCGCUGGAAAGAAAGAGGAGAACGAAGGAGACACCGACGAAUAUAUUGGUUUUGAGAUUGGAAAGAUCGAAGUGAGCGGUGAUGUGCGUAUCGAAGUUUGCGAGAAGGACGAGCGUCUUUUCAUGUUUUGGAUCAACACUGCAUUCACCAAUGCACACGAAGUAGUUACCAAGCCAGGCUUGGACAAGGCCCACAAGGACAAGAAGCACAAGGCCUACCCAGAGGACUUUAGAGUCGAGCUUUUCUUUGACGAACCAGAGCAUAGCGAUACCACCACUGUUGUCGCCACCAAUGACAAUGUAAAUGUAGUAUUACCACAAACAAAACCAAUCAUCUCAUCAAAUAAUAACAACAACAAUAACAAUACCAACAACAAUAACACUCCUAUCAGUAAAGACGAAUCUGACAGUGACUCUGAUAGUUCAAGCGAAAGCAGCGACCACUCGAAUGGACAUAUUAUUUCCGAACAAUCCAAUGGCACCAACACCACACAAACUCAAAUAGAACCAUAA
This is a messenger RNA of Heterostelium album PN500, 1359 nucleotides long. RefSeq names its product protein tyrosine phosphatase (gene pten). The transcript is spliced from 2 exons. The coding region runs from base 1 to 1359 and encodes 452 amino acids. Gene Ontology annotation, molecular function: phosphatidylinositol-3,4,5-trisphosphate 3-phosphatase activity; protein tyrosine phosphatase activity. The record is from RefSeq and is a predicted model, not a curated record. NCBI's taxonomy places the organism in Eukaryota, Evosea, Eumycetozoa, Acytosteliales, Acytosteliaceae. Gene Ontology annotation, biological process: protein dephosphorylation; cell motility; negative regulation of cell population proliferation. Gene Ontology annotation, cellular component: cell projection; nucleus; plasma membrane.